AACAACAACAACAACAACAACAACAACAACAACAACAACAACAACAACAACAACAACAACAACAACAACAACAACAACAACAACAACAACAACAACAACAACAACAACAACAACAACAACAACAACAACAACAACAACAACAACAACAACAACAACAACAACAACAACAACAACAACAACAACAACAACAACAACAACAACAACAACAACAACAACAACAACAACAACAACAACAACAACAACAACAACAACAACAACAACAACAACAACAACAACAACAACAACAACAACAACAACAACAACAACAACAACAACAACAACAACAACAACAACAACAACAACAACAACAACAACAACAACAACAACAACAACAACAACAACAACAACAACAACAACAACAACAACAACAACAACAACAACAACAACAACAACAACAACAACAACAACAACAACAACAACAACAACAACAACAACAACAACAACAACAACAACAACAACAACAACAACAACAACAACAACAACAACAACAACAACAACAACAACAACAACAACAACAACAACAACAACAACAACAACAACAACAACAACAACAACAACAACAACAACAACAACAACAACAACAACAACAACAACAACAACAACAACAACAACAACAACAACAACAACAACAACAACAACAACAACAACAACAACAACAACAACAACAACAACAACAACAACAACAACAACAACAACAACAACAACAACAACAACAACAACAACAACAACAACAACAACAACAACAACAACAACAACAACAACAACAACAACAACAACAACAACAACAACAACAACAACAACAACAACAACAACAACAACAACAACAACAACAACAACAACAACGGUUGUGAAGAUCGUUGUUGUUGCCACGACAAAUUCGGACAGCAGCAAAGACCAGGCUUGCCAGCACCAUCACCGGCCUCGACGUUGCUGUUGUCGGAUUCAGAUGACGAUGGAUCACCGCCAGCACCACCACCAGCAUCACCUUCGCCAUCACCAGCAUCACCUUCGCCAUCACAACCUUUGAGAUGUUCACAUUCAGAGGGUGAAAAUUCACCAUCUGAUUAUGAUGAUUGA
Microplitis mediator is the source of this 1116-nucleotide messenger RNA. RefSeq names its product probable serine/threonine-protein kinase clkA. The transcript has 4 exons. The record is from RefSeq and is a predicted model, not a curated record. Lineage: Eukaryota; Metazoa; Arthropoda; Insecta; Hymenoptera; Braconidae. The annotation marks the transcript as partial.